AUGGCAAAAAUGUUCCCGGGAUUCUGGACUACCGAACCAAACGCUGUUCAUUACUGUCUUCGAGCAUCCUUGAAUGCCGUAAAUGAGCUACGACAGGUUAUCCUUAACGCUCUCCUUUCUUUGGAGGGUCUUAUUAUUCUUCGAAUACCUCCAUCUCUUCUCCCCGACUUAGUUAAUAUUAUGACCGAACUUGGAUUCAACACACACCCUCGCAAACUUCUCUUGUUGGCAAUCACGGAUACUCUGGUCUUCCCCGAGGAACCCACAAAACUACGAAAUUGUCCCGGAAUAUUCCCAUUUCUCGCUGACAUUCAAAGUGCAUCUAUAUAUAUGCGCCGCUGCCUUCGGCAGCGCUUCUCCCAAUUCGCCUUCCAGUGUUUGGAGGCCUCCACUAUUGCCAAUGCUGCUGAACUUGAUACCCUAACUGAGGUCAUUGAGUGGCUUCCAGAGUUCUGGCUUCGAUGUGUCACAGCCUCGACAUGGAAUAAUUUUAAUGACAACCUGACCCACACAUCGGCCUUUGUUCUAUCGCCCUUUAGACUUCUCGCGUGCCCGUUAACUCUUCAAGCCUCUUCCACAUGGUUUCGUGAAGUCUGCGACUCCGAGGGUAUCUUCCGUCGCAUCGACGAAUCAAAUAGAGAUCUUGUACGAUGGCUGGUCACCACAUGGCCCUGGCCAAAUGAAAAACUACCGUUAGUAUUCGCCCCCUUUGAGCGGUCAGGUGUCCCAGCUGAUUCUAUUAUGACAUCUUCCGCUUCCUCAUCUGCCUCCACAUCGAUGAUUAUGUACGAUUCCAGUGCAUCUUUGCCAGCGCUGCUCUCCGCUACGGCUUCGGGCAGUGGCGCAGUAGGGAGUGGAAGGCAUGUGCGUAGGAUCUCACCUUGCCCGAUUUCGAGACGAUGA
This is a messenger RNA of Hydatigera taeniaeformis, 903 nucleotides long. NCBI's taxonomy places the organism in Eukaryota, Metazoa, Platyhelminthes, Cestoda, Cyclophyllidea, Taeniidae. The record is from the annotation of a GenBank genome assembly.